This is a messenger RNA of Spea bombifrons (plains spadefoot toad), 2079 nucleotides long. RefSeq names its product SRY-box transcription factor 18 (gene SOX18). Gene Ontology annotation, molecular function: RNA polymerase II cis-regulatory region sequence-specific DNA binding; DNA-binding transcription factor activity, RNA polymerase II-specific. Lineage: Eukaryota; Metazoa; Chordata; Amphibia; Anura; Pelobatidae. The coding region runs from base 168 to 1262 and encodes 364 amino acids. Gene Ontology annotation, biological process: anatomical structure morphogenesis; regulation of DNA-templated transcription; cell differentiation. The transcript is spliced from 2 exons. The record is from RefSeq and is a predicted model, not a curated record.
CAAACAUUUGGCUGCUGAUUGACAGGAAGGACGCUCCGGGAUACUGGGAGACGGUGGCAGGAGACAGGGAGGUCCCUCGGCUGCAGCGUCCACAGAGAAGAAUCCGCCUGCCAGCCACCGACACGUUCUGUGUGCCCACUUCUGCCCACAGGAGCUGCCCAGCUGGAAUGCAUAGAUCUGAGUCCACUUACUGCAGAGAGGACACGACUCUGGCUCGCGGGGGAGGUGGUUCAUGGGUCCCUCCUGCGGCUGCUGCCCCUGAUCCUGGCCUGACUCCCAGCUCUCCUCCAGCUCCAGAAAGUCCCGUCCCCAGCCCGCAGACCGGUUAUGGCUACGGCCCCUGCGAGGACAAGCCAGGAGACCCCCGCAUCAGACGCCCCAUGAACGCGUUCAUGGUCUGGGCCAAGGACGAAAGGAAGAGACUGGCUCUGCAGAACCCGGACCUCCACAAUGCCGUGCUCAGCAAAAUGCUUGGCCAGUCUUGGAAGAACCUGAGUGCCGUCGACAAGCGUCCCUUUGUGGAAGAGGCCGAGAGGUUGAGGGUUCAGCACCUUCAGGAUCACCCAAAUUACAAGUAUCGCCCACGCAGGAAGAAGCAGGGCAAGAAAGUGAAGAGAGUGGAGCCGGCGUCUCUCCUGAGGAGCGAUGGGUUUAGAGGUGGCCCUCAGCCCGCCGCCAUCACCCAUUUCCGGGAACUCCAUCCAAUAGGCUCCGGCGAGCUGGAGAGUUAUGGUUUACCCACCCCAGAGAUGUCCCCUCUAGAUGUUCUGGAGCAGAACGAGCCGGCGUUUUUCCCCACUCACAUGCGGGAAGACACGGACCACGUGCCCUUCAGAGCUUACCAGCACGGCCUGGACUUCGCGCAGGAGAAGGCACUGAGGGAGAUGCCAUUACCAUACUCCCCAACGGCUGCCCACAUGGGCAACCUCCUCAGGACUCCCCCGUCCUCUGCUUUCUACUACAGCCCUCCGGCCGGGGCUCAGGCCUGCGCUCCGCUCGGCCAGCUCUCCCCACCUCCCGAGGCGCCUCAGCUGGACCCCAUGGAUCAUCUGAGUCCAGCCGAGCUGUGGGGCGACGUCGACCGCAACGAAUUUGACCAGUAUCUGAACAUGAGCAGGACUCAGAUGGCCGGAUCUGGGUACCACUUGCCAAUGUCCAAGCUGAGCUCCGCUAGGACUAUACCAUGCGAGGAGAGCAGCCUCAUAUCAGCUCUUUCUGAUGCCAGCACCGCCAUGUACUAUAGCCCCUGCAUCACCGGUUAGAGGGGGCAUCCAGAGGGCAGGUUUGGUGCCAGACGAGCCUUCAGCUACAGGGAGGGGGUAUGUAGAGUGACAGGGCAGGGUAAAUCCCGUACGAUGGUGGUAAGUGUGAGAAGGUCAGAGAAGGUCAGUUGGCUGUUGGCCAUUUCUGCAGAUACCCUAGUGCAUAAGGUCAGUUAACCUUUCAGCUACCGGCGGGGCAUAAAGAAGAUGCCCUCUCGUAGCAACGGGAACACGGUGACAGUCGGACAGGGACAAACCCAUUGCGUGUCUCUCUGGCACUACAAGGGUUAAGUUGGAAAUAGGUUUAUAGCGGAGGAUAGGGUGUCAAGGAAGGGUUAGGUGUCUAAAUACCCCUAAGGGGAUAACGUUGUCGUAUUUGCCCCUCUUAUGGUUCCACAGGCACAAGGUCUCGUCUGCCACCAAAUGCUCGACCAGUGAUAUUGUAAGAUUGUUCAGCAAAGGAAGCGUUAACGUCUCAUCCCUAUGUAGCAACUACGUUUGAGAAUCCCCCCCCUGACAGGAAGGGGUUAAUGACACCGGGCAGUAUAAGUGUAUAGAUCAAACAAGGGGCAAAAAAAAAAAAAAGCCUCUUCAAAUCAUGUACUGGACUGUUCCCGGCGUAACCCCCCGAAUCCGGCUGCCGGCAGUAACGGGGUUCCCUCCGCGCUCCUCCGACUGAGUUAUUGGGGGGCUUCUGGAUUUUGCAGAUUGUGAAAAAUGAGACUUUGUUGUUUUUUUAUAAUUGCAUUUUUUUAUACGGAAAAGAAAAGUCCGAUAAUAAUAAUAAUAUUAAUAAUAAUCACUGGUGUUAAUCGAU